Messenger RNA from Mus musculus (house mouse), 2688 nucleotides. It is a transcript of the gene Mrpl57, whose product is annotated as mitochondrial ribosomal protein L57. Gene Ontology annotation, cellular component: mitochondrial large ribosomal subunit; mitochondrion; mitochondrial ribosome. The record is from RefSeq and is a predicted model, not a curated record. Lineage: Eukaryota; Metazoa; Chordata; Mammalia; Rodentia; Muridae. Bases 118 to 426 code for a protein of 102 amino acids. The transcript has 2 exons.
CGCGAGAGCGGAACUCUAGCAUCAGGGCCCCAGAGAGACCGGAAGCAGCGCGCCGCCGCAUCGGUCGGGGGACGCGGAGCGCCGAGGGGAGCGUGUCCCGGGCCGGUUGGAGGCACCAUGUUCCUCACCGCUGUCCUCCUCCGCGGCCGCAUUCCGGGCAGGCAGUGGAUCGGGAAGCACCGGCGGCCGCGUACCGUGUCUUUCCAAGCGAAGGAGAGCAUGAUCCGUCGCCUGGAGGUGGAGGCCGAGAACCACUACUGGCUCAGCAUGCCCUACAUGACAGCAGAGCAGGAGUGCGGCCACGCCGCGGAGCGACGGGCCCAGGCUUUUGAAGCCAUCAAGGCAGCGGCCACUUCCAAGUUCCCUAAGCAUAGAUACAUUGCAGACCAGCUAGACCAUCUCAACAUCUCGAAGAAAUGGUCCUAACCCUUCAAGAUUAUGGAUACCGGACUGCUCUAUCCUUACUUGGUCCUGGAGCUGAGAAAAUGUAAUUUAUGUACCAGUGUGACCCCUUCGACCAGUAUCUUAUUAAAGCAAACAUGAUUGAUUAAUAGUUGUCUCAUACGGAAUACUUGGGACCCUACCUAGGCGUUUGUUUCACACCUGUAAUCCCAACAUUAAGAGGUGGAGGCAGGAAAAUCUUUGCUGAUGUAGUUAGUAAGACCUAGACUCAGAAGGCCAAAAGAGACUGUUUGAGGCUCCAUAUGUGCAUAAUCGGUCUAUUUUCAGGGUUGUUUUUUAUUUUUUCUGGCCUAAAGCUUGCAGCAGCCCUCCCUGUGCCUAGCUACUGGAAUUACAGGCAUGGUUCCCUGCCCUUCUGUAAAAUGUGGGGUUUUUUUUUUUUUUGUUUGUCUCACUAUAUAGCCAUAGAACUUGCUGUAUAGGCUAGGCUGGCCUUGACCUCCGAGAUCUACUGGCCUCUGCCUCCCAAGUGCUGUGACUAAAGGCAAGUGCCACCAUACCUUGCACCUUUUAGAUUUAAAUGCUGUAAAACUACAAACUGAUGAGUCUUAAGGCUGAGGUACUUGGCUAGAGCUUUGUUGUACAAGGGGUGUUUUCUUACUUUCUGUCUAGGAUAGCCAUUCUCAACCUGUUGGGCAUGACCCCUUGUGGUGGUUGCAGAACCCUUUCAUGAGGCUGAGUAUCAGAGAUUUGUAUUAUGAUAACAGCAAAAUUACAGUUGUGAAGUAACAAUGAAAAUAAUGUUAUGGUUGGAGUCACCACAACAUGAGGAACUGUAUUAAAGAGUGUAAGGGAGGUUGAGAACCACUGCUCUAGAAUAGAGCCUGCCUUUGAUUUCACAGCAUUCUGUAAGUGGAAGUAGGAUCUGAAGUGUUAGGUCAACUUCCAUGCAAAUUUGAGGCCAGCCUGAGAUAGAUGAGACCAUUUCCCAAAAGAAGAGUGUUUUCUUUUAGAAUUUGGAUUCUGUGAGUGGACGUGUGAAGUAAAGAUGUUUACUAGAACUGUUAACAGGAAAAUUUCUGUUUGUUUGGUUUUUUGAGCUCGUCUAUAUUGCCCACCUUAGCCUGGAACUCCUAAAUGGAUACAAACAGUGCAAUUUUUUUUUAAAGUUUGUUUAAAAACACCGUUUUUGGUUUUUUGUUUUUUUUUUUAAUGUUGUUGGUUUGUUUUUCAAGACAGGUUUUCUCUGUGUGGCCCUAGAUGUUGUCAGACUCACUCUGUAGACCAGGCUGGCCUCAAACUCAUAGAGAACUGCCUUCCUCUUGCCUCUUAAGUGCUGGAAUAAAGGUGUGUACCACCACCACCUGUGCACACAACUUUUUUGAGUAGGUCUGUGUAGGUUGUUGAACUUAUGGACUGAAUUGAUCCUCCUGACCGAGUCUCCCGAGUUUCUGGGUCUACAGAUGCAGAGCAACUUGGGAUUUUUUUAUUAUUAAUAUAUUUUUUUUGAUUUUUCAAGACAGGGUUUCUCUGUAUAGUAUUAUUUUUUUAAUACAGAUCUUACUGUAUAGUCUUGGCCUCAAAUUUAGAUGGGCACCGAUCUCUGUCUCCCUAGUGCUAUAUACUACCAUACCCAAUCCUUUUUAAUCUUUUGAGUUGGUGAUUUCAUAAAGUUACCAAGAGAAAAAAGUACAAGUCCAUUGUAACUAUAACCAAGUAACAUUUUUCCUCUAACCAUAUCAAAACCUAGAAAUUGCUAUACUCUGUAGAGCUUUGCAUAUGCACCCAUGUUUAUGUGUACAAGUCUACUUAGUUGUCAUAUAACCAUGGUUCCAUUGCUAUAGCAUCCUUCAUUCUCUUUGUAGAAACCUGACUUCCCCACUAUUGUUCAUCUCUGUUUUUGGGAAGAAGGAUCUGUAAGUAAAAUAAUUUAUAUUGGCUUUUUAAAAAUGCAUAAUGUAAUUUAUUUCCUUUGCCAUCCAUUCUGGUGGUUACAUUUUUCAACGAUUUGAACUUCCUUUUUUUAAAUGUGUAGCCCAGGCUGGCCUUGAAGUCAGUGAUCCUCCUGCCUCUUCCCCUCAAUUGCUGGGAUUGUAAGUAUGCACCACCAUGCCUAGCAAACUUGCUUGUUGACUGCAUUAGUGUAUCAUGGGCCUUUUUGUGAAUCUAUACAGAUCCCAUAUUUCUAUUACAUGCACAAUAAUAUAGAUAUGCCUGUUAACAUCUAUUGGUAAUGGACAUUUAUUUUUUUUUCUCCAAUAAACCUUGCUGUCAAGCAUGUCAGUA